GACAGAAAAGCUAGCUUUGAGAUCAAAGGAAGGGCUGGAGAAGGUAUAAAGAGCAGAUUUCUGGAUGGAAAGUCAGGAGAGGGUCGAGGUGUCAGUCUUCACAGAUGUGGAUAAGGAGCUUUUCAUAAAGGAGAUAUACCCUCUGAGAAAACCGGCAGUGCUCAAGGGAGUGUCUUUAGGACCAUGCCUGGAAAAAUGGACAGUGGAUUACCUUUCAGCAAAGGGAGGUGACCAGGAGGUCAAAGUUCAUGUGUCUUCUGUUCCUCAGAUGGACUUUCUGCAUAAGAAUUUCAUAUACAAAACAUUACGGUUUGACAAGUUUGUCCAGAGAGCUGCAGCUGAAGCAGAGCAUGAAGAAUUCUUCAUUCAUAAGGAUGAGAGUUACUACUUAAGAUCACUUGGAGAUGAUGUUCGUAAGGAGCCUGCUGACCUGAGGAAGCAGUUCCCUGACCUGGCACAAGAUUUCCACAUACCUCCGUUUUUUGAGCCUGAGCAGUUUUUCUCCAGUGUUUUCCGCAUCAGCUCACCUGGCUUACAGCUAUGGACCCACUACGAUGUAAUGGACAAUCUGCUGGCUCAGGUAACGGGGAGAAAGCGUGUCGUUCUCUACAGCCCCCAAGAUGCCUUACACCUGUACCUGUCAGGUGAUAAGUCUGAGGUUUUGGAUGUCGACUCUCCAGAUUUGGAGCGAUAUCCAAAUUUUGUGAAAGCGUGUCGAUAUGAGUGUAUUUUAGAACCAGGUGAUCUGCUCUUCAUCCCAGCCCUUUGGUUUCACAACACGUUGGCUCUUCAGUUCGGCGUUGGAGUCAAUGUGUUCUGGCGCCACCUGCCCCUGGACAGCUACAGUAAGAAGGACCCAUACGGAAACAAGGACCCAGUGGCAGCGGCGUGGGCCCUGCAGACCCUGGAGCGGGCGCUGGGAGCACUGGAUAAACUGCCAGCUGAAUACAGGGACUUUUAUGCUCGCCGCAUGGUACUGUGUAUUCAAAACCGAGCAUAUUCCAAUGAAACAUAACACAAGUGCAGCUGUGUUCUCUCGCAUACAGUAAUGUACCAGACGGGAAAUAAAGACAGAGACUGCAGUUGCUGAUCAUGAUGAAAUGUAUUUGGGACAUUUAAUUAAAGUCACAAUGAUUCCUGGAAAAAGUAAA
Neoarius graeffei (lesser salmon catfish) is the source of this 1151-nucleotide messenger RNA. It is a transcript of the gene tyw5, whose product is annotated as tRNA-yW synthesizing protein 5. The transcript is spliced from 8 exons. The record is from RefSeq and is a predicted model, not a curated record. Bases 65 to 1015 code for a protein of 316 amino acids. Gene Ontology annotation, molecular function: 2-oxoglutarate-dependent dioxygenase activity; tRNA binding. Lineage: Eukaryota; Metazoa; Chordata; Actinopteri; Siluriformes; Ariidae. Gene Ontology annotation, biological process: wybutosine biosynthetic process.